Rotaria sordida is the source of this 1458-nucleotide messenger RNA. NCBI's taxonomy places the organism in Eukaryota, Metazoa, Rotifera, Eurotatoria, Philodinida, Philodinidae. The record is from the annotation of a GenBank genome assembly.
AUGCCUGAUUAUUUAUCAAGGUCUCCCGUUGACGAUGCUGAAGAAGAUUCUGACGAAACUACACACCUCAUUUCAAAAUCAACACAAACUGAUAUUUUAUAUAAUAACGAAAAUUCACCCAUCAUUGCAGCUGUUGAAACUCGUGCUAUGAAAUUUCGAAAUAAAACUUUACAUGACAUUGCAAAUACAACAGAAUUAACAUCAGAUUCUCUAAAUACUUCUACUGAAGAGAAUUGCACAACUUCAUUUUCUAUCGAAGAAUUAAUCCAAGCUCAACAAAAUGAUAAUUAUGCAAAAAAUAUUCUAAACAAUAUCAAGAAAUAUAAAAAUUAUAUUGUAAAAGAUAAUCUUUUAAUACGUCGAUUAAAUCAUCCAGCUCCUUAUGUACCACAAGGUGAUCUUCGAAGAACAAUAUUACAAAUUUAUCAUGAUACUGCAGCAAAUGGUGCUCAUUUUGGAAGGAAUAAAACUUUGCAUAAAAUUAAACAACGUUAUUUUUGGCCAUCUAUGUAUAAAGAUAUUGAAAAUUAUAUUAAAUCCUGUGUUCCAUGUGCUCAAUUUAAUCCUCGUCGUCAAAAAACUCCUGGUACUUUACGACCUAUUAAACCACCUGAGGGAGUUUGGCAAUUAGCAGCAAUGGGUUUUCAUAGACCUAUUACUCCAACAUCUCAACGUGGAAAUAAAUAUAUUAUAUCUCUUACAGAUGUCUUAUCCAAAUUCGUUGUUACAAAAGCUGUACGUGAUAAUACAGCUCAAACAGCUGUUCGAUUUCUCAAAGAAGAUAUUAUUUCAAAAUUUGGAACUCCUCGUUGUAUCCUGACUGACAAUGGAACACAUUUUACAUCAACAUUAAUGAAUGACUUAAUUAAACAAAUUGGAGCAACACAUUUAUAUUCAACACCAUAUCAUCCUCAAACAAACGGUCAAGUUGAAAGAUAUAACUCAACUAUAGAUGCAAAAAUUGCAGCAUUAUCAAACUUUAAAAAAACCGAUUGCGAUGAUCAAUUACCAUUUGUUACAUUUAAUUACAAUGCUUCAAUUCAUUCUUCAACGAAACAAAUACCGUUCGAAAUGAUGUAUGGUCGACUACCUGUUUUACCAUUUGAUUAUCAAGAUACAAAUGUUACAUUUUCAUAUGAUUCUGAACAUGCGAAAAAACUUAGACAAUUUUUAUCCAAAUUAAACGAACAAGCAAAAACUAAUAUUAUUAAAAAUCAAGAACGAUAUAAACAACGUUAUGAUAUAAAUCGUUCUGAUCCAACCUAUAACAUUGGUGACUUAGUUCUUGUUAAAACACUCAACAUCCGUUAUAAAUUCGAUAUUCGUUAUGAAGGACCAUUUAGAAUCAUUCAAACAAUUACACCCAAAACGUUUAUCGUUCAACACGUCAAAAAACCAACAUUAUUUCGUCAAGUUACAACCGACGUGUUACUACCAAUAUUUGAACGAAUUUAUUAA